Messenger RNA from Diplodia corticola, 1014 nucleotides. RefSeq lists its product as uncharacterized. Lineage: Eukaryota; Fungi; Ascomycota; Dothideomycetes; Botryosphaeriales; Botryosphaeriaceae. The record is from RefSeq and is a predicted model, not a curated record. The transcript has a single exon. The coding region runs from base 1 to 1014 and encodes 337 amino acids.
AUGCCACCACCAUCUGCCCAAGCGCUGCCCGCCCUGCUAUCCAAAGUCCGCACCAUCCUCCCAGCUUCCAUACCUAAGAGCGCCGCCUACAUCCUACCGGCAUCCACCCUCAUCGCCCUCGGCCACCCCAACCUCCUCGGCCCGCUCUUCCUCCACGUCACCGGCCACAAUGACACCAGCCCCGCAACCCCGGCAACCCCAUCGCAAUCGCAAUCGCAACAACAACCCUCCAGCACCCCCGCCCCGUCGUCGACCCCACGACCCCACCCCCUCUCCCCCGCCGAAACCCGCACCAUCUCGCUGCACCUGCGCGACAUGCUCCUGAAAGAAUGGACCCUGACCGGCAUCCCGCUCGUCAUCACCGCCGUCUCCUCCCUCGGCCUCGCCGAGCAAGCCGCCGGCCUCUUCCCGCGCGACGCCCCCUCCACCUUUGACAACCGCGCCUGGAACGCCCCCACUCCCAGCCCCACCAGAGAAGAAGCAGCCUCUUCGCCCUCCCACCACCACCCCCUCGGCACGCAAUCCGCCCUCUCCCCGCGCUACUCCUGCCCCACCUCCCCAUCUCUCCCCCUCUCCCUCGCCCCCUCCUCCCCCCUCUCCGCCCGCGGCGCCGCCCACCUCCACCGCCUCUACCUGCACCACCUCCCCGCCAUCGCCGCCACCUGGUCCUCGCACGAGGCCGACUUCCGCUGGCUCGAGGAGUCGGUCAUCUACGGCCUCUUCCUGUCGGACCACGCCGUGCUCUCGGCGCUCGAGACGAGCCUCGUCACCGCCAGCGCCAUCGUCGCCCAGGGGCUCAAGGCGCCCGCGCUGUGGCACCUGCGCGGGCUGCGGAGGCUGGGCGUGCCGAGGGAGGACGUCGAGCGCGUGGUGAGGGUCGUGGGGGUGUGUGCGGCGUGGGCGGGGGGGAGGGGGGAGUGGCGUGGUCCGAGGGGGGGGGAGGAGGGGAAGGAGGGGGAGGGGCAGGUGGAGGAGUGGGUUGGGUGGGUGGGGGAGGUGGAGGGGGAGGUUUGA